Colletotrichum phormii is the source of this 1123-nucleotide messenger RNA. RefSeq lists its product as uncharacterized. The coding region runs from base 1 to 888 and encodes 295 amino acids. The record is from RefSeq and is a predicted model, not a curated record. Lineage: Eukaryota; Fungi; Ascomycota; Sordariomycetes; Glomerellales; Glomerellaceae. The transcript has 3 exons.
AUGACUGUAUGCGGCGAGUUUCACCUAAGCGAGGGCAUCCCAGGUUCUGUCACAGCCUUACAACAACACCGGUCUGCGGUCAGGCUUGGAAAAACCGACCUCCCAUCGCUCCUCCCAGCGUCAAGACGGACGGAGGAUGACGAUCUAGAAUGCCUCGCCGCGACACACCAGCCGACCGGAAUUCUGGAAUGGGUGAACGAGGAGCUUAAUGUCGACCGACUAAAAGAUAUCCACGAUUGGCUAUGGAUCGUAGGUCGGCCUAUGCCACCGCGAUCGCUUCAUUACCAGCGCCUCCUUAACCGAGAGGUUAUAAUCAUGGAGAAGCUGGAUAUGCACCUCGUGUGGAUAAACGGACGUAUCUUUAUCAAGCCUCUGCCACGCUAUCUCCUUGAGCAGAGCUUUUGGGGAAAAUACCUUUGUUCGCACGAGGUGCCUCUUACGAGCAUAGUACACGACCGUGCUCUGGGGUUUCUCUUCUCGUAUGCAGUACUUAUAAUGCAUGAGAGCGACUUUCAUAUUGCGAAGGAGUUGCACCUUAUACCCGAAAAGGUGCAGUGGCCGGCGUGGAGGGUUAAACCGCUCUGCGGCUACACGUCUCGCUGGAACCAGUACGGCUCGUUCUUUUACGACAACUUUGUACUGCUGGCCAGCUCGACCGUCUAUAUUGCUGUCGUCCUGACGGCGAUGCAGGUCGGUCUUGCUACGGAGGCCCUCCAGGGUAAUAAAGCAUUCCAGUCGGCCUCGUACGGCUUCACCGUAUUCUCCAUAGUAGGGCCGCUGGCCGCUGCCGUUCUAGUCAUUGUGGUGUUCUGCUACCUGUUCAUUGGCAAUUGGGUUGCCACACGACACUACAGUAGGGAGAGGUUAAAGCGAAUCCAGGGUCGGUAAACCUGGCCUCGACUUCAUCAGCGGCUGGGUGGCCUCAACCAGUGAGGGGUCAAUACGGCUCGUUGGGUGACACGGUGAUGAGAAAGUCUUGUACAGCAGUCUGGAUCCAUGAGGCUUGCUUAUGCGUCACGUCGCUGUAAUUAGACCGACUUUACCUAGACCGGAAUGGUAAUACCGUCCUCGUCAAAGGCUACCCUCCAUCCGCAGGUGGGCAUCACUAUCACUGUGCCACGAC